CCAGAUGUGGCAAUAAAAAAAAUUAAAUUUUUAAUGUUAAUGAAAGUCCAUCAAACGUGUGAAAGCAAUUAAACAUUGUAACUCAAAUAUUUGGGCCCUGUACACAACGUGAACAAUUACUAAAUAGGUCUCACAGUUUGAAUUUACAUAUGCAGAUUACAAUAGUUAAAAUACAAGUUAAUUUUGAAAAAAAAAAAAAAACUUAAAUGAAGUAUAAGUUCCUAUAUAAAUAAGUACGAUUGGUACAAAUCUGUUUCAUUGUUUUAAAUAUCAAGGGAAAAGAUUAACGUGAACUUUUACACAACUAUGACUUCCAAUAAACUAGUGGGUUUUGUAAUAGUUUUUAUUGUAAAUUAUUUAAUUAAAUCUGCAAAAUGUUCGGAUCCUUAUCAUGGAACAUUAGAAAAUGAGCUAAAUAGCAAUGGACGAAGUUUUAUUAAAGAGCGAAUAACUCCUGAACAAGAAAUGAAAACGGAAUAUUGGUUUGAAAAGGCUCAGAACUGUUUGAAAAAACGUGUGAAUCAAAAACAAAAUAAUGGAAAAGCUAAAAAUAUUAUAUUCUUUUUGGGAGAUGGUAUGUCAAUUGCAACGCUAACAGCUGCACGAAUACUUAAAGGACAACGUAAUGGCUUAAGUGGUGAAGAAGCGGUAUUAACUAUGGAAAAAUUUCCUCACACAGGACUGAGCAAGACCUACUGUACCAAUGCUCAGACGGCCGAUUCUGCUUGUAGCGCUACGGCUUAUUUGACUGGAGUCAAGACUAAUUUACGUUUAAUAGGCGUCAAUGCUAAAGUAGAUUAUUUAAAUUGUCUUGCUUCUAAAGAUCUUGACAAUCAUGUAGAAUCGAUAGCUUUAUGGGCUCAGCAGGCGGGUAAAUCAACAGGGAUUGUAACCACCACUACUAUCACACAUGCCAGUCCUUCAGGAAAUUAUGCCCAUGUCCCUAGUCGUCAUUUUGAAAGUGAUUUUGAUAUAAUUAAAGCCGGUGUACUAAAUCCAAAGGAUUGUUUGGAUAUUGCCACUCAGUUGAUAGAAAAUGAACCGGGUAAACACUUUGAUGUUAUGAUGGGAGGUGGUCAAACUAAAUUUAUACCCUUCACACAAAAUGACACCUUUGGUUCAAAGGGUGAACGGCGAGAUGGUAAAGAUUUAAUACAAAAAUGGAAAACAGAAAAUCCGGAAGGUGUUUUUGUCUCCAACUUAGAGGAACUAAACAAUUUGGAUUACAAUAACACUAAAAAGGUUUUCGGACUCUUUCAUUCUUCCCAUUUGGACUAUAAUGCUCGUAAGAAAGUCUUAAAUCCCUCACAACCAAGACUUAAAGAUAUGACAGCUAGUGCUAUAAAAAUGUUGCAGAGAAAUCCUAAAGGUUACUACGUCUUCAUAGAAGGUGGUCGCAUAGAUCAUGGUCAUCAUCAAAAUAGUGCUGGUUAUGCUUUAGAUGAAACUAUAGAAUUUGAUGAAGCUAUUCAAACUGCCUUAGAAAUGACCAAUGAUGAGGAUACUCUAAUCGUAGUAACUGCCGAUCAUUCACAUACCAUGUCAAUGGCUGGUUAUCCAGGUCGUGGUAAUCCUAUUUUAGGAUUAAAUGAAUAUGAUUUAGAUAUGGAUGGUGUACCGUAUAGUGUAUUAAAUUAUGCUGUGGGACCUAAACAGUACAUAGAGGUAAAGGACAAUACCUGGAAGCGUAUAGAUUUAACGGAAGAAACUCAUGAUUUUAUAGUUAAACCCAGUUACAUUAAGAAACUAUCUGGUCAUCAUGCUGGCGAGGAUGUUGCCAUUUUUGCUCGAGGUCCACAAUCGCAUUUAUUCAGCGGCACUAUGGAACAAAAUGUUAUACCCCAUUUAAUGGCCUAUGCUGCUUGUAUAGGUAAAGGUGCCAAGUUGUGUGAGGAAUAGUUAGAGUGGAAGUUGGGAUUUUUACGACAUCAACUAUGAAAUUAGGUUUAAGGAACAAUUUAUUUAUACUAAAUAAAAAUUUUAAAAAGUUAAAUUUUAAUUGACGUUUUUUUUGUAAGACUUUAACAUGAUGAUGAUAAAAUAAAAGUGCGCAUAACGAUAUUUUCACUUCAUUUAAGUUGGAUUUUCGCCUAAUUUAGUCUCAGCCGAUCUAGCCAUGUCCUCCCUACCAUUUUU
This is a messenger RNA of Lucilia cuprina (Australian sheep blowfly), 2136 nucleotides long. It is a transcript of the gene Alp11, whose product is annotated as alkaline phosphatase. Gene Ontology annotation, biological process: dephosphorylation. Lineage: Eukaryota; Metazoa; Arthropoda; Insecta; Diptera; Calliphoridae. The transcript is spliced from 3 exons. The coding region runs from base 307 to 1899 and encodes 530 amino acids. The record is from RefSeq and is a predicted model, not a curated record. Gene Ontology annotation, molecular function: alkaline phosphatase activity.